Messenger RNA from Piliocolobus tephrosceles (Ugandan red Colobus), 1851 nucleotides. RefSeq names its product scaffolding CK1 anchoring protein F (gene SACK1F). The coding region runs from base 83 to 1588 and encodes 501 amino acids. NCBI's taxonomy places the organism in Eukaryota, Metazoa, Chordata, Mammalia, Primates, Cercopithecidae. The record is from RefSeq and is a predicted model, not a curated record. Gene Ontology annotation, biological process: signal transduction. Gene Ontology annotation, molecular function: protein kinase binding. The transcript has 5 exons.
CCCCGCCCCUCGGCGGCUCCAGGUGCGGCUGUGGGACCUCGGACCGCGGCGGGGCCAGGUCCAGAGCCGGGGCCGGGGCGCCAUGGCCGAGUCCCAGCUGAACUGCCUGGACGAGGCGCACGUGAACGAGAAGGUGACCGAGGCGCAGGCCGCCUUCUACUACUGCGAGCGGCGGCGGGCCGCGCUGGAGGCGCUGCUGGGCGGCGGCGAGCAGGCCUACCGCGAGCGGCUCAAGGAGCAGCAGCUCCGGGACUUCCUCUCCAGCCCGGAGCGCCAGGCCCUGCGCGCCUCCUGGAGCCCCUAUGAGGACGCCGUCCCCGCCGCCAACGCCCGGGGCAAGAGCAAGGCCAAGGCCAAGUCCCCCGCGCCGGCGCCUGCUGAGUCCGGCGAGUCCCUGGCCUACUGGCCCGACCGUUCCGACACCGAGGUGCCUCCGCUGGACCUAGGCUGGACGGACACUGGUUUCUACCGCGGCGUGAGCCGGGUCACCCUCUUCACCCACCCCCCCAAGGACGAGAAGGCGCCGCACCUCAAGCAGGUGGUCAGGCAGAUGAUCCAACAGGCCCAGAAGGUCAUCGCUGUGGUCAUGGACCUCUUCACUGACGGUGACAUCUUUCAAGACAUUGUGGAUGUUGCCUGCAAGCGCCGGGUCCCAGUGUACAUCAUCCUGGACGAGGCGGGAGUGAAGUACUUCCUGGAGAUGUGUCAGGACCUGCAGCUCACCGACUUCCGGAUUCGGAACAUCCGUGUCCGCUCUGUGACAGGCGUCGGCUUCUAUAUGCCCAUGGGGAGGAUCAAGGGGACCCUGUCAUCAAGGUUCCUGAUGGUGGAUGGUGACAAAGUGGCCACUGGAUCUUACAGGUUCACCUGGAGUUCCUCCUACGUGGACAGGAACCUCCUCCUGCUCCUGACAGGGCAGAACGUGGAGCCCUUUGACACAGAGUUCCGGGAGCUGUACGCCAUCUCCGAGGAGGUGGACUUGUACCGGCAGCUGGGCCUGGCGGGCAGGAUUGGCCUCCACUACUCCUCCACUGUGGCUCGAAAGCUCAUCAACCCCAAGUACGCCUUGGUGUCAGGCUGCCGCCACCCGCCUGGGGAGAUGAUGCGCUGGGCUGCCCGGCAACAGCGGGAGGCAGCCGGCAACCCGGAGGGGCAGGAGGAUGGUGGCAGCGGUGGCGAGUCGGCCCGGCGCCUGGAGAGCUUCCUGAGAGACCUGGUUACGGUGGAGCAGGUGCUGCCCCCUGUGGAGCCCAUCCCCUUGGGAGAGCUGAGCCGGAAGGAUGGCAGGAUGGUCUCUCACACGCACAGAGACCUGAAGCCCAAAUCCCGAGAGGCACCCAGCCAAAAUGGCAUGGGAGAAGCAGCCCGGGGGGAGGCCGCCCCCGCCAGGCGCUUCAGCAGCAGGCUCUUCAGUCGCCGAGCCAAGAGGCCCACGGCGCCCAACGGCAUGGCCAGCUCCGUCUCCACUGAGACUGUCCCUGAAGUGGAGUUUCUGACAGGGAAGAAGCCCAACGAGAAUUCCAGUGCUGACAUCUCAGGUAAAACAAGUCCCAGUUCUGCCAAGCCCAGCAACUGCGUGAUUUCCUGAGCUGCAGGAUGGUGGUGGGCAGGACGUGUGGAUGUUCGCCUGCCCCGCCCUGUGUCGUGGAGAGCUCAGGUCGCACACUGCACCAGUUUGCACAUCAGACUCCAACUGGCCUCCUGCCUUGCAGCCUCUGUCCCGGUCUCAGGGACCCUGGAUCCCAAAUGAGAGGGUCUGAAGCAUCUCAGUCACACGCCUCCACCAGACUGUUGGUGGCUGGGCGGGGGUCAGUGCCACGGCCUCCUUGUUUACAUGAAGUGGAAGCUUGA